Molecule: messenger RNA, 2107 nt
Organism: Schistocerca gregaria
Lineage: Eukaryota; Metazoa; Arthropoda; Insecta; Orthoptera; Acrididae
Gene: TBCC
Product: tubulin-specific chaperone C
Exons: 4
Coding region: 691-1707 (338 amino acids)
Biological process (GO): tubulin complex assembly; post-chaperonin tubulin folding pathway
Cellular component (GO): cytoplasm
Molecular function (GO): tubulin binding
Source: RefSeq, a predicted model, not a curated record
GAGUGCAUAUUCAUUUAAGUGGGGGUAUCUCGGAAAUAACAUUUUCGAAAUACGUGCGUGCUACGUCGUCAUUUCCUCCAAGUGUUGAUUAGCACUUGAGUUCUUUGCAGUGAUUUAAAUGGACUAAAUGCUAAGCCAUAUAUGACUUUCGGCUUUACAUGUACCACAAUUUUAACUGGGCAUUGGAAGGUUUCUAUAGAACUGGUGAAUACCUGGGAUCCAGUAACAUACGGGAUAUUGAUAUGUCCGUGUGGAUUCAGGAAGGCAAAGUGCGGAAGGUCGAAAAAUAGUGUCAGUGAAAUCAGUGUGUUAUGGCUCUUGUAAAAUCAGUUAUUUAUAUGCUGAGCUUCGGAGCGUUAGGUUAUACUUUAAUGAAGGUGACAUCGUCAAAUAAUACAGAACUUGAAAAGGUGAGAGAAAUUGAGACGAUCUGAUCCUGCUUACCAGUCAGAUGUGCUGCGAAAGAAGCAAGAAAUGCUUAACGUUUUGCGUGGUGCAGCUCAAGAUUCUACACCUAUUUACCGAAAGACCAAAGAAGAAGUUGAAACAAAAAAGAAGGAAUAUGUUUCUGGUGACAAAUAACGAAUAUUGAGGUAGUUAUUGUAGCAGGUUUCAGCUUCGUAGUGGACAGUGUUGCUUUUGUGAGUGAAGUAUUUCCUGGUUGUAUUGUUGACUAUUAGGUAUAUUUAAAUGGAAAUGGAUAAAAUUGCAGUAGAGGACAACCGUGAUCUUGUAAAGGAAAAACUAAUGCGUAGAGAAGCAGAAAGGCAGCAACUGCUUGAACAAAAAAGGGAAGAAAAGGAACAAAGAUCAACUGGUGAAGAGCUCAGUUACUUUUUUGAUACAUUUGCAGAAAAACAAAAGGAGAUUGAGAACGCUUUAACCACAGCAGCAGAAGGACUUAUAGAAAAAACCCAAUUGCCAAAUCAUUUUGAUAGGAUUGGAAAGAAUGUGCAGACCCUGCAGCAUUUUUUAUCUUCAUCAACAAUGUUUCUUCGUGUUUAUGAUAUCCGGAAAGCUCAAGAAGCAAUUCUGACUUUGCAGCAAAGGUGUCAGCAACUAGAGCAGCAGUUACUACCAAAGAAAAAAUUUGGUUUUAAAAUUCGAAAGGUGCCUAAUAAGAAAGAUGUAAUAUUCAAUGAAAAAAUAGAAGACACUGUAGAUUCCCAUUCUUCACCUGUCCACAAGCUGCUUCAGAACAGUAAGGAGAACAAUUGUGGUUUCUCUGGCAGAACUGCUGAAAUUCUUUCUCUUCCUCACGAAAAAAUAUAUAAAAAGGAUGUUGUUCUUUCUAACCUUAAUAGCUGUACUGUGAGACUACCUGGAGCUCCUAAUACAUUAUAUAUUGCUGGCUUGAGCAACUGCAAAAUAAUAACCGGUCCUGUAACAACAUCAGUUUUUAUUGAAAAUUGUUCAGACUGCACAUUUGUUUUGGCAUGUCAACAGUUAAGAGUUCACAGCACAACACACAGUGACUUUUAUCUCCACGUUACAAGUCGAACUAUUAUUGAAGAUACUACGCAUGUCAGGUUUGCUCCCUAUAAUUUAAAAUAUGAAAAUAUGGUGCAUCAUUUCCAGUUAGCAGGUUUAGAUGUAAAUAGAAACAACUGGGAUAUGGUUGAUGAUUUCAAUUGGCUGGCAAGUGAUAAAGCAUCACCAAACUGGUGUAUUAUGAAAGAAAAUGAAUGGAAUAUUGAUUGGAUGUAAUUUUUUAAAAAGUUACUUGUGAAACCUAUAAUUUUGAGAUGGGAUGUUCAUUUAAUAAAAAGCUAUGUAAUUAUUUUCAUUAAAAUGAAUUUGCUCAAUAAGUGAUUAUUUCUGUGGAAAGGUGUAACACUAAAUGUAGACCCAGUGCACAGCACUGUAUCAAAAAAUUAUUUUUGGGUAACAGUGUAAUAACAUUUAAUUUGUUUUUCUGUGCUUACGUUUUUUGUGUUUCAUGUUUGUUAUAACCAUUUGCACAUUUUGAAGAAUUUAAAUUGAGCUUCUAUAACCUAUUGGUAAUAUUUUCAAAACUUUCUUAGUUUUGGAUUGUAUGUACCAAAAAAUGACAUACAUUAGUGCAUAAAGAGGCAAUUCUUUGGAAAAUUGCUAUAGCAUGAAACUA